This is a messenger RNA of Phytophthora sojae, 531 nucleotides long. RefSeq lists its product as hypothetical. Gene Ontology annotation, molecular function: histone H3K79 methyltransferase activity. The annotation marks the transcript as partial. The transcript has 2 exons. Lineage: Eukaryota; Oomycota; Peronosporomycetes; Peronosporales; Peronosporaceae. The record is from RefSeq and is a predicted model, not a curated record.
CUCACCAGGCGUGAUGUGCGCGCGAGUGAACGUCAGCUAAAUACCGGGGAGAUUACAAUGGCUGGGGUGUCCAUGCUGAUCGAAGAAGCGAAUACUCAAGUGAAUGACGUGUUUCCGGAUGCUGGAUCCGGCGUGGGAAAUGUUCUCGCUCAAAUCGCUCUGCAAACGCAAGCAUUUCGUGUGGUUGGUAUCGAGAUCAGCAUCGUCACCGCAGACAUCCGCAAUAUUGCUGAAGGCAGCGAUACUGUUAUCAGUGCUGAUCCAGACUCGAAGUUGGCUCAACCCAGCUCCCUUAUCAACUCCGCCGCCUUUUUUUGCCACGACACUGUGUCCGAAGAAGAUGUGGUUUUGGCAAUGCGUGCUUUGUGCAUGAAGCUACCUCAUCUACGUCUGGUGGCGCUGGCAACACGAGUGCGUCCGCGGCAUCGUAAUACGUGCCGAAAUUCGUUUUGCAAACGGUGGAAGUUACUGAAAACAAUUCAGGUUCCGAUACAGCAGCUCCCUUCGGGAUUUAGACCUGUACGCAGCUGA